This is a messenger RNA of Trichoderma virens Gv29-8, 1530 nucleotides long. RefSeq lists its product as uncharacterized. Gene Ontology annotation, molecular function: transcription cis-regulatory region binding; DNA-binding transcription factor activity. The record is from RefSeq and is a predicted model, not a curated record. Gene Ontology annotation, cellular component: nucleus. The transcript is spliced from 2 exons. Lineage: Eukaryota; Fungi; Ascomycota; Sordariomycetes; Hypocreales; Hypocreaceae. Gene Ontology annotation, biological process: positive regulation of transcription by RNA polymerase II. Bases 1 to 1530 code for a protein of 509 amino acids.
AUGGACUUCGAGCAUACCUGGCGUGGUCGACCAAUCCUAAACGAAGAGCGACUUCAGCGCUUGAUCGAUGAAAUGGAUGAUGGCAUCGAUACCACAUUUUAUGAGCCCUCGUCAUCUUCAAAUCCAUUCACAGCAUUCAGCAUUUCCCAAUCAACGAAAACGUCAGUGUCGGAUAGCCUUAGCACCGAUACAUCGUCGUUGAGGUUGCGAUCCGUUGAGUCUCUGCCAUCCUUUUCUCCGUCGGAGAGGUUUUCAUCGCCUUUUAGUGAAAGCUGCAAUCCUGUGGCGUCAUCACUGACACCUUCGAUAACAAAUCUUCUCUCGAUAUCGAGAGAUGAAGCCAUGAUUUUCCAUCACUACGUGACAUGGAUCGCUCCUCUGAUGAUUCCAGUGGACAGCGCCGAGAAUCCUUGGAAGUCGGUUUAUCCUUCAACAGCGCUCCAGGACUCAUCCCCCGCUUCACAGGCAUUAUAUCAUGCGAUAUUAGCUCAGUCAGCAUUCAAUAUAGCCAAUCUGCAAAAAGAUAACCACGGAUCUUGUCGCCAAAGAGAAUCCGUUGCAUUGAAACAUUACGGCGCGUCGUUAAGAGAGCUAAGCAAGAGCCUAAAUGUCACGAAGGAGACAGAAUAUGAUGCCUGCGCUGCUACUCUAUAUACACUAAUGAUUUCUGAGGGUAAUGCACGAGGCUCAGUGGCCUGGAGAAGCCACUUUAAUGGUGUUGGGGGCUUCGUCACCCAAUUUGUUCAGCAAAAGCCUUGGACCCGGUCCACGCACUCUUGGGUAAUAUCUCAGAGUCUCGCACUAUCAUUUGAAAUUUCUCAGACAGGGAAUGCAAAGCCCUACGGCCGAUCACCGAUAACAGAAGUCCUUUUGGACGGCGUUGCAUCCCGCCAAAAUUUCGGGUACACCAUAGGUGCAAGCUGCGAUGUUUUGCGCAUAAUUUCAUCAAUAAGACUUUUUGCAGAGAAAAUUGCACUCGGCGACAUCCCUGAUAAUCUCGGAAGUUUGAUCCAGGCGUACCUUAUUGAAUUAUCACCCCAGAAUCACACCAAACUCAAUGUGGAUCUUGAUAUGCCGGACCGUGAGAGUGUUUUGAAGUCGUUACCAGAAAAGCAGCAACAUGAAUUCCUAGACUGCCUACACCUCCGUCUUUUUCGCACCGCAGCGCUUAUUUAUCUACACCAAACGAUUCUCAAGGUCCCUCCGCGUGGCGUUCGGAAAUAUGUCAAAUCUGUCCUCGAGGAUGCUACGACAUUCAUCCGUAUGCGAGGAGGGUCAAUAUCCAUGUGGCCAGUGUUUAUUGCCGCCACCGAAGCGACCAAAGAAGAAGACCAGCUUAUGGUCGAACAGUGGUUGGCAAUAUCAAGCCAUCUUGGAAUGCAAAAUCGAUUAAUAGCUGGUAAACUUAUUCGUCAAAUUUGGCGCGAGCGGUCUCAAGAAGCCAUUACCAGUUGUUUGGAUCCAGAUCAAGUGAUAAAGGACUGGAAGACAAUUCAACAAAGGCUUGGAAUUGACCUUUUGCUUUUGUAA